ACCGCCAAUGCCGCUGCACCGCCGUCGCCCCCAACGCCGCUGCUCCAGCCCUCCCUCCCUUCCUCCGCUACCGCUCUCACCAUCCCUCCCUUCCUCGCCGCUAGAUCUGUCCAUCCUUUCGAUUUGUGGUUCGGUUGUUCAAAUCCUCACGACGAGGAGACGGACAAGGUAUGCAACCCUUUGUAUACGUGAGAAUCCAGGAUGCCUAUUCAUUGCUACCAACUGUGAUGCAAUAGGACACAUGACUGAUUUACAAGAGUGGCUUGGUGCAGGAUGUAUGGUUGCUGCCAUUUGUGGAUCAACUGAAAAGGAGCCAAUCAUAGUUGGGAAACCAUCUACAUUUAUGAUGGAUUUCUUAUUACAGAAAAUUUUAUAACGGCUAGUUUCUUUUUCAAUCUUUAUGGAUGCUUAUAUAUACAACUCAUGGAUGAUCAAGGAGAGGCUAAUGGACGAAAACGAGAUGAUCUAGCAAUUGCAAACAAUUUUAUUCGAGUUUACAGUGUUUGGGCUUUCAUUGUUUUAUUUUUUUUUCUCUAAGGUUUUGUUGUUCUAUCAUUAUAAAUUUAUUGUUAAGCCUUGUUUUUCAUUGUGAAAGAACUUGUAACUAAGAGUGUUAAUUCUUAGCUUAUCUCUUUCAUUUGUAUCGUUUCUAUUUUCCUAACUUGUGUAGUUAGAGGACUCAUUAAAUUGGGAGGUUGUAUUUUUCCUAACAGUAGCUAAAAGGCCCAUUAAAUUGGGAGGUUGUAUUUCUAGCAUGUAUAGUUAGAGGGUCUUACUUGUGUAAGUAGGAGAUUUUAGUGAAUUAGUUUAAAAUCCUUAGUGGGAGCUAAGGUAGUGGAUUAGGCUUGAUUUAAGCCGAACCACUAUAAAAUUCUUUGUGUCUUUUAUUCUUCUUGUUUUA
Messenger RNA from Diospyros lotus (date-plum), 901 nucleotides. Its product is annotated as phosphoglycolate phosphatase 2-like. NCBI's taxonomy places the organism in Eukaryota, Viridiplantae, Streptophyta, Magnoliopsida, Ericales, Ebenaceae. Bases 8 to 376 code for a protein of 122 amino acids. Gene Ontology annotation, molecular function: phosphatase activity. The transcript has 4 exons. The record is from RefSeq and is a predicted model, not a curated record.